UGCUAUAAUUGUCAACCAUUUGGUAAAUAACAAAAGCAGUAUCGCCAUGUUGUAAAUCCAACCGAUUAACGAAUUUGUUUUAUUAUAAAUGGUGAAUUUUUAUUUUUGGAGGAAGUUUUCUGCAGAAAUAAAAAGAAAUCAGUUAAAUAAAGGCAAUAAUGAGCUUUAAAGGAAGGGAAAGAAGUGGUAGGCCAGAAUCUGAUCGAGAUUCGGAUCACUCUUCCCAAGACGGCGCUUUUGAUAAAAAGAUUCAAAGCUCGAGAUUAUAUAUCGGUUUCCUCAGUGAUCGAGUAACAAAAGCCGAUUUAGAAGAAAAAUUUUCAAAAUAUGGAAGAGUUUCAGGUGUAAGUAUGCAGAAAGGCUUUGCUUUUCUUCAGUUUGGUCAUGAAGAUGAAGCAACUGAAGCAAUUAAACAGGAAAACGGUGCCAUGUUUAAAGGAAACAGAAUUGAAGUUGCACAUGCUUUUGAAAGUAAACGAAGGUCAGGACGAGGCGGUCGCAGAUCAUCUCCUAUAGGAGAUCGAAACUUCAGAGACAGAGGCCGCGAUUUUGCUCACGAUAGUCACAAAGAUGGACGAGAUCGAUCUCUUAUACGUGGCGAUGAUCGUUUUCGCGAUAAUUAUAGGAAAGACGAUAGAUAUCAAAGGAAAGACGUUAAAGAUGAUAGUAGGAAUUUUGAUUCUGGUCGUGAUUAUUUCCGCCGAAAGUAUGAAGAUACAUAUUACCGUGAUAGAAGAGAUAAUUUAAGAGAUCCGGGAAGUGAUAUCUUACAUUCUUAUUACAAGGAUUUAGUAUUAGAUCCAAAAAGACCCAAUGACUGUGAAAUUAUUGUGGUUGAUAAAGCGUACAGACUGUAUGCUGAGUCGGUGGAAAGGCGUCUUGUAAAUCUUGGUAUGCUUGUAGAUAUGGUAUUUCCAAAAGAUGGAGCUUUUGUUAGUCAGAUAGUUGACGAUAUUACUAGACGUGGGAGUUUGUUUGCUAUAGUUAUUUCACAACAACAUGAAGCACAUAAUUCUGUAACAUUAAAUUUACUUCAAGGAAAUCCACAAGAUAAUGACCAGUCAGUAGCUUUGAAACAACAAGAAUUACAGCAGAAAAUAUUUAGUAUAAUUGGUCAAACUCCGACACCAACUGCCGAAAAUAUUAACCUUGGUUUGAAAGCGCAGGCUACUGUCGGACAGUCGACCGGAAUUGGUCAAAGUCUAGACAUUCAACAGAGACAAACUUCGCAACAGAGUUCGACAUAUAUAAAUUUUGAUAAUCCUAAUGUAAAGAAAGCAUUGGAUAAUCUCAUUCAAACUGGACCAAAGUUAUUGGAAAGCAUUGGUAUGACAUCGGCAGGAAGUCAAGACGCGAGCUCUGCUCUAAUACAGUCACCUAAUUUAUUACGAGGAAGUUUGGGUGGUCAGAUGACAUCUGGAGCCGGCGCGGGAAUGGCAAAUUUAGGAAGUAUGGGUAGCAUGGGAAUGCAAAAUGAUUAUACAGGAACUCUGAAUUCUCCAAACUUGGGUUUGAAUAAAAAUAUCGGGUACUCCGAUCAGUUGGGAAUGAGUUCACAGACGAAUCAAUUAAUGGGAACCAACUUGGGUUCUCAAAUGCGUGGUAACACCGGAAUGAAUCCCGACAGAAGUUUUGGUUUGACUGGAAGUCUUCAACAGACUGCAAAUCUUAAUAAAAAUUUGGGAACUCAGUUUCACAAUGCAGGAAUUAAUAUGGAAAGAAAUCUGAAUCUGUCUAGCAGUUUAUCGCAAGGUACUAGCGGAGGAGGAAACAGAAAUCUCGGUACAAAUUUAUCAAACACAAGAGGAAGUAAUAUUAAUUCACAGGGAUCUCGACCCAAUGCGCCAAAUAAUAAUUUUCAAAACAACUCGAAUUUAAUGAGAGGAGUGUCUGGUGCGAGACACCCUCUAUUAGGCACCCAAAUGGGGAAUCAAUCUCUCCACGGUAGAGGCGGUAGAUUUUAAAAUGCGCAUUCGAUUGUAUAAGAAUACGAAUAGUAUUGAUUAUUUGUCAUUAAAAGUACACAUAACUGUAUUGUAGUCUGAUUUGUAUUCACUUCAUUUUCAAUCACUUUUCAUGCUGGUAUUAAAUGUUUGAUUGCAUUACCGAUGUAAAACUGAAUUUUAUUGUUCAGUGCAUAUACACUCAUCAAACAUCUAUAUAAUAAAGUUUUUUAUUGUUUACGUCUGGUGAUGAUUACUUCAAUGUUGUUUUAAGAAUGUGAGUAAGUAUUCUUAUUUAUUAAUAAGGUAUGGGAGAAUAACGAAUUUUGUACGGUACGUCAAGAACAAACAUCCUUUUGUUUUUUUUUAAUCAAAAAGUAUUUUUAACAUGAUUACAGUAGAGCAUCUUAUAUCGCAAGAUUCUAUUUAAUUAAAAAAGGUUUAAUAUACAGUAAAAUCUGCAUAAACUGGACUUAUUUUUUCCAGUAUGGCAGGUUUCCAUUUUGAAUGAGUUUCUUUUAUAUGCAGAAAAUCGCUGCGUUUCUAAGCAUUCUUCCCAUUUAGGCAAGUUUCUGUUUUAUUAAGGUUCCAUUUUGGACAGGUUUUACUGUAUAUUAUUUUGAAUUUAAGACAUUUUUUCACGUGUUUCCAAAUUUAAAGAUACAGCAGGUCUUUAAAAGUCUGUUUAAUGAAAAUUUUAUAAUUUUUGCUAAUAAUGUAUUUAAAACAAAGUAUAAUUAAUAUUCUUACUCUAAUAAAUUUCUAAAACUAUAUUUAUUCUAAUUGUCAGCCAAUUUUUUCUGAAAAUCCUUUCUAAAAUGUCAAAGAAUGUCUUAAGUUUGAAAUAAGACAGCCAGCAUCAUAUAAGAAGUCAUUCUUCUUUCAUCAAGUAGUAAUAAGCUUCAAAAUGUGAGGCCUUAAACUAUAUCCUGUUAAAAGUGAGGCCCUAAGCCAUAGCUUGUUUAGUUACUACAGUGUACAGUAUUAUAUAGACAGGAAAUUGUCCUCGUUUCAUAAAUUUAAGUUUUCAGACACCGCUGAAGAGAUAACGCUGCCAUAACUCGAACAAUUUAUGUUUACAGUUCUCAAAUUUACAACAUUCUGUUUACAUUCUGAAACAUUCGACUCAUAUAUUAUUGAUAUAACAAUAAAAAUUCUUUCUGAAAUUAAACCAAGUUGUGUUACUGUUUCAAACCAAGCACGUGCGCGUAUGUGUGUGUUAAUUUGAUAUGUAUGUCAUUGUAUUAACGUUAUUUCAAUAAAUCUAUGUUUUUUAUCUAGUUUGCAUUUAUACUUUCAGUUUUAAUGUAUGUAUGUUGCGUUAACUAAUAUGAUGAUAACAUUGAUAGAGGAUAGUGAAAGAUGCUCUACUGUAUUAUUAGAACGUGACGCUUUGUUUUAAAAUUUGCAUUUAAAAGAUAUUCAAAUUUUUAACAUUACACAUUCGACUUCUUGAAACACAUACAGAGAAGAUUUUAAGAAUUGUUACGAAAUUUCUAAGUAGAAAAAUGAAAUGGCAAGGAACUUUUAUAGUUAAUGUUAUUUAGAAUCGUGUGAGAUUCAUAGUUUCUUAUGUGGCACGUUAAAUCAAUAAUACUGUGUGACGUCAAUCCGAUCCUCGUCGAAAAUUUCGUCCUUCCAGAAUUUACAGAAUGGAAAUUGUUUUAACUCAAGAAAAAUGGGAGGUGUGUGCUGCAGCCACUCCCUUGCUUAGUAAAAGGUAUUUGACGAGAGAGCGGUGGAUUUUUGUUUUGUGUGUGUGUGUGUUAUUGACGACAGAAGAUUGUGUUAAGGAUUAUAAUUUGUGUAUUGUUUUGGAAUAACAUUCUUUGUGAGAGUUGCACAAUAAUUGGUUGACCAAUCUUUCUGUAUUAGUUAAAGUAGUGCCAAAAAGUAUUUAAGGUGUUGCUUUUUUUUAAAUUAAAUAAAACAAUAUAUUAUUAACUUGUUUAUACGUGUUGUCUAAGCAGGGAAUAAAUAUAAUCUUGUGUGGGCAGCACAUUUAUAAAUAGUGAUACAAUGAGCUGCAUGAUCAAAGUAAAUUUAUAAACGAAUGUUUCAACUUCUUUUCAUAAGUCUGCAUCAGGUUUAACAAGAAGAUUCAACAAGUUUUAACUGACAUUCUAGCAUUGUUUUUAAUUGUACAAAGUUGAAGUUCUUUGAUCAUGUGUGCUGCAUUACGCUAUAUUGAAUAAAAUUGCACGCUAACACUUCAUUGUGGCUUCAAAAAUAACUCUUAACUGAUAACUCUUCACACAGAAGUGUGAGAGAAUACUUAAAAUUCCCAUGAUGCCAUACUUAUUUAGUGAAUGCAUGCUAUAUUGCAUGUAGCAUGCAGUCAUUUGGAUUGCUUACAUUGCAGUUGUUGGCAGGUUCUAGUUCUGCAUGAUUUUUAGUUCAUUUACAUUUAAUGAAAGUUGUGACUUCUGAAAACAUGCAAAUGUUGGUGUUUGAUUUGUUUCUGGCAGUUUGUAGUGCUGUAGAGACAUGGAAGUCAUAAUGUUCCAGGAUGUACAGUACUGUUGAGUAAUUGGAUGCAUGUAUGUUUGGUCUCAGUAAAUCGACACACUGAUGAAUGGUUUAAUGAGCUUUUACUGAAACAUCUGGCAACAUAACAAGACAGCAGAAGUGAAAGAUGCUACAUUGGCAUUUGCAGACUUUUGUCAAAAUAACUGGAUUAAUACAGAUGAGUAAUAAAAUGGUGUUAAAUAACCAUGGAGGCAAAUAUAUUGCUUCAUCGGAGCUCAUCGUAUCCACAGCCUGAUUAUUGUGAUGUGCAUCAGUCGCUGCACCAAAACUAGUUGGUGAAUAUCGGAACACAUUUUAGUACAUUGCAGUUCACCAAUAUGUUGUUUGACAUACACUGGAAUGCACCCAUUUUCCAUAGAAUUUGUAAGAAGCCUGUUUGAUAUUUAAAGAGUAAUUCUUUUCUGUGAAGAUAGUGCGCAAUCCUUUAUAGAGAAAUAUCUUAAAUACUGACAAAGCUUAAUCUAGCCACCAUUGCCAAUGUAAUGAAGUAAGCGGUACAAAUUUGAGAAAGAAUUACGAAGGUUGAUGUUUUUAUUUAACUUAAUGAGAAUGCAUUUCUAGAAUAGAUCAACUUGUGGUUUAGUGGCAUCAUGACUAAUAUAUAGAAUGUUGAAAUAUCAUAUUUAAUCCCAUUGUGUUUUCUUUUACAAUUGUUUUGAGAUGAAUGGUGCCAUCGAAACCAUCACCUACAGUAUAUUCAUUUAUUGCACAUUGCUUGGCAAUAUGCAAUAAAUUUCAAUUGCACACACAAAAUUCUUGCAUUUCUAAAUUAAUUGCAAACAUUUCAAUUUUUCAUUUAAUUAAUAAUGCAAAAUGAUCAUUUCAAAUGACCAAUUUGAGAUAAAAUAUUGUAGAAGCUUCCAGAUUAACUUAUUUUGUUCAAAAUAAUUAAUUUUAUCAGCAUGUACAAUAUGAUUUUUUCCAAUUCUUGCCAUAAAGUUUUCUUUUUUAUGCAAUGUGUUGUUAUUGCUAUUGAACGUUUAUAUUGUAAUUUAUUUCAGAAGAGAUUGCAGUUUUCUGCAGAUUGAUGCCAGGUUAAAUUUAUGCAAAAUAAUCCCUCAUCUGGCAACUAUUUAAAAGUUUUGAAAACUAAAACUUCUCCUCCUCGCAAACUAUCAUAAAUGAAUCAUUUCACGUUCAUUAAUCUUAUAAAAAUAUAUUUUAAAUAUCCGGCAGUAAAAAUUUUAUUUCGUGGACAUACUCAGAGUUAUCAAUUCAUAAUUAUUAAGUUUAUAUCAUUUUUUUCAGUUUGUGUAUUUGCAAUUGUACAGAUAAAAUGAACAUUUCAAUUAAUUUGUUUGUGUUUCUUUUUAUUACAAAAUUUAUGUUUAUCACCUUCAAAUAUUAGUGCUGAUUUAAUUCAACAUUUACAUAAUACACAGUUCAUUUAUUAACUUAAAAUUCUUUUAUUAUGCAAUGUAAAACUUUAAAUUCACAAUUUAAUUGUUUCACAGAGAUAAAACAACUUCAAACUUAAGAAAAAAACUGCUUAUAUAUAUAUAUAUAUGUUGUUAAAUAAAGAUUUUGUCAGAAGAAAUUGUUUUCUGUUGUUCGUGUGCUUUAAUGAAACACUCUUGAGAUGUCAUAAAAUUGAAUUUGCUCUGAGUUUUUGUGUUCAACGGAUACAUAAAAAUUUGAUAGCAAUUUCUUAGUUUAAACUAUUCAAAGAAAUUGCUGAUUAAGUGUGUAACUACAUAUUUCUAAAGUAGAUAGAUGUAUAUCAACAGUGCGCUUAAAGAGAGUGUGAGUGGAAAUCUUGUAUUUGAGAUUCGAGUGGAUAAAAGCACUAGUUGGUUGAGGGUUCGUGCCCCACUAGCCCGAUGGUAACCGCGUGAAGUUUUCUUCGCGUGUUAACACCUAAAAAGUCCUCCCGAGUGUUGCAUUGUUCUUAAUCCAUCAAUUGUGAAUUUAUUUAUAACGUUACGCGAUAAAUUUCUUACGAUAUUCAGAAGUGAGAAUUUUCAAAACGUCGUAAAAACGAGCUUGGCACAAGAGGUUCUUGUAUUAAAGAAGAAACUCAACUAUCGCCGAAAAUUUCCUAAUCUAAUACGCGAAUCUAAAAAUUCUUCUACGGUAAUCCGCCCGUUUUUUAACGUAAACAGUUAAAAUGUCUUUCGUGUUUUGUGUGUAGUUUAAGUAAUGAACAAUAAAUAAAUAAACGAGUGAUUUGUAAAAAUUGUAGCUUGUCUUCUGUUCAAGACGACAUGUGCGAGCGAAUGAUUCAUUGGAGUGCCAAUGAAAUAUUAAACCAUUAAAUAAACGUAUCGUUAUCAGAUUUAAUAAAAUCUUUUAUCCGAAUUGUUUUCAUUUAACACCGUUAUGUACCGUUCAUUACAUUAGAUACGAGCAUUAAACAAGCCAAUGAUGUGAUCGUUUUAUUCGAAAUAAUGUUUUCGUGUAGCUAACCAAAUAUUGUUUAUUCGUAUAUAUGUUACGUCCACGCUGUAUUGUUUAUCGAUUAGUAAAUGGCAUUAUCAACAAUCUAUUAGCUUUCAUCAAGAUGCUAAACGACUCCACGAGUUGUCUACGUUAAAGCUAAGUAAACCGGAAGAAUACAGAGCAAGAAAACACCAUGACAUAUUGUUUCGAUUAAUCGAAAACUAGUUGAUAUGCCUUAUGGGUAAUUCCAUUGAAGCAAGCCAAUGGCGUAAUCCGUUUCGCGUGAAACGGACAAUUUUGACACGCUUGCUUAGCCGAUCGUCAUCCAGAUGCACCAUUAUUUUGAUUCAACGUGGCGUCUAGCCCUAAACACAAAUAACUCCUCGUCCAAAUAAUAGGACCCAUCUUUCAAGCUGUUCUGUUUAGUGUAAACUGAAACUUGUUACAUAGGGUGGAGACAAUUUUUCUUCGUAGAAAUUAUUGUGUGAUGUUCUGUUGCAUUGCAGAAAGCUUCACUUACUAGGCUAAACUGAGCUUAAUAAAGUUUCAUUUGAUAAAAGACCAUCUGUGAAGCUCUGUUUUGUGUUUGUUUAAUUAAAUUCAGUUUUAUUUGCUGUUAGAUAUUUUUUAAAAAAGAUGAAAAUAACCAUUCUAAAUGUAGUUUAAAUAAAACAUUACGGUCGACUAGAGAAACUAGGUCUAGUCUAAACCACACACUGAACCUCCUAAUCAUUGCCAGUGAAGUAGUAAUUAUCCAUCGUUAAGUAUUAUUUUCAUAGCUUAAACUAGCGUGGAUACGGGUCUAAACCAUGGUUUAGGUCUAGACUUUGUUUCUAUAAUCGGACAUUGCCUCAAAAUAUUUUGUUUUCUUCAAUUAAAUAUAAUUGUUGACUGUAGCAAACAGGACUAUUAAUUAAUAAAUAUGCUACACAAUAAACUUAUUUGAAAUUCUUUGCUAGAGUGGAAGGAAAAAUUGUAAAUGAAUUCAAAAAAGUUAAAUAAAGUUAAUUUAUCCAUUGAGCUGCUAUUUUGAUUUCUUUUUUUUUAAUUAAGUUUUCGUUCUUUAAGGCAAGAGCGCGAUUUACGGUAAAUGAAUCUAGCUUUUUUAAGUUUUUAUUCUGAAAAUAAUAGAAGACAAUGGCUUCGUCUGUUGAAGAUCAACAAGAACAAUGAACGACUUAAGGCUAUUUUUGAAAAUUCAAGAAAAUUUCUAUUGAAAUUUGUAUUCCAUCGAUGAAUUUCAUCUUCCUUUUAUUGCAUUAAAUAUUGCAAUGAAAAUGUACAUUUCGCAUUGACGAGACGAUAGCAGCUCUGAAGAUUUGGGUUCAAGUUCGAAAACAUCAAAUUUUCGUGAGUAAUUUAUUUUUCCUUUGUUCUUUACCCUGCCUUGUGUGGACGCCGAGAGGGCCUUUUUUAAAAUCGUAUCCGUCAUGGGUUUCUUCACGAUAAACCUCUCAAAACCCGAUGUUAAUCAAUCCCAAACGUGGUUCGAGUCCCACUUUGAGCCAAUUCUAUCAAAAUAUUCUAACAAUUAUUAAAUUUAAUAAGGUAUAGCGCCUAACUCCUACCCCAGGUAACAAAAAUACCUAAAAUUUGAUUAUCAAUUGUAGCCGAAUAUUAGCGGGGCAAAAGGCUUAACUUUGAGGGUAGAGGUUUAAAAAGUAAAUGCCAAUAACCAGUAAAAAUCUUCAUUAAGUCUGACCCUAUUCGAGUUCCUUACACCAAAAUCUAGUAGCAUACUCCUUAUAAACAAGUUACUAUGCGAAAUUUCGUUCCUUAAUCCUACCUCAUCCUGAGAUAUUUGAACAUAAAACUAAUUGAGUGUUCCACGACAUUAACCUGCUGAUGUUCGGGUUAUCACAGUGUCAAGAUCAAAUCGGAGGAGAUUGGGACGUUCGGAUUUCAUGGAAGUUAUAUUCCUCAGAGUCCCUGAGAAUAAGUAUAAAAAAUUUUAAUAUUAACAGUGCAGAAACAAAAAUAAUUGCUAAAUACAGUGGGCUUUCGAUUAUUCGGUCAUUCCUAGCAGAGGGUGCCGUAUUACUGAGUGUACAGGCCUAAAAAGUCGCUAAACGAAUGACGUAACCUGUCCCCCUUCGGCAUGGAGUAGGUGAGGAAUAAAUACGUCACGCUGGUAUGCAGUUCUGUGCAAAGAAAUCAUACAGGAAAUCGUGACGUGUGACGUUACCAUUUUAGUGGAAACGGAAGUUCAUACCGUAUUUCCGUGUGCAUAGCAGCGUGCGACGUGUAAGAAUCACUUGUUUCGCCUUUUACUUUCCCUCCUGUCAUAUAACACGGGCAAGUAUUAUAAUCGCGUGAGAUUUGAUCCUCCGGGUUUUGUUUUUCUUCUGCACGACAUUUAAAAUUCCUAAAAGGUCAAAAUUUAAGGGAGUGGAUA
Messenger RNA from Centruroides sculpturatus (bark scorpion), 9246 nucleotides. RefSeq lists its product as uncharacterized. The coding region runs from base 159 to 1964 and encodes 601 amino acids. The transcript is spliced from 9 exons. The record is from RefSeq and is a predicted model, not a curated record. NCBI's taxonomy places the organism in Eukaryota, Metazoa, Arthropoda, Arachnida, Scorpiones, Buthidae. Gene Ontology annotation, molecular function: RNA binding.